This is a messenger RNA of Paramuricea clavata, 5332 nucleotides long. The record is from the annotation of a GenBank genome assembly. NCBI's taxonomy places the organism in Eukaryota, Metazoa, Cnidaria, Anthozoa, Malacalcyonacea, Plexauridae.
AUGGCGAGUUAUUCUGACAUGAACGAAUUCAGCGUAGAACAGCUUAUGGCCCUCAACAGCAUCAUUGACAGCGACAACGAGAUCGAUGAAAGAGUAGAGAACAUCAUGGAGGACAAAUCAUACAGGAUUGCACCUAGUGAUAAGGGCAAAGAUCCCUUUGAAGGAGAAAGACAAUUUGUGGAUGAAGUUGACCGUGAUAUGGAGGUAAAGAAACCAAGACGUCUUCCCUUGAACUAUAAGGGUAAAAGAGGGAUUAUGCCAACAUGGAAGUACUCUGAGAGGCAAAAGGCUAAGGCCUUACUUGUAGAGGAGGCAUACCAGAAUUUACUGAAGAGAGGAGUUGAGGGAUUACCACCGACAAUGGGAGGUAGAUGGCGCACAGAUGAUCCUCAGGUGAAUGCGGAAAUUAGGAGAAUCGAAAAUGAGAGGAAUCCUAAGCGUCCCAGAGGUAGACCACCAAAGCCUAAAACUGAGGAUAAAGUUAAGGUUCCUAAAAGGAGAGGUAGACCACCAAAGCCCAAAAUAGAUGCCGAGGUUAAGGUUCCAAAAAGAAGAGGUAGACCACCAAAGCCUAAGGUUGAUGUUAAACAACAAAAGCCUAAGGUUAAGAGGCAAACUGUUGCGGAAAGAUUCCUGGAGCAAAAGAAGAUAAAACUCUCAGUGCCUGCGAACAGUAUUAUAACUCCGACAGGUCCGGGUAAGUUUACGAUCAGUGUGGAUCUUAAUAAGAAACCCACAAGGAAAGCUCCUGAACUACCUAAGGGUGUAGCUCCAUGGAAACCGACACCUAAACCUAGAACUAUACUUCCUCCUAGGGAAAGACCUGUACCGAAACCUAGGACUAAGCUUCCUAGGGAAAGACCUGUACCGAAACCUAGGACUAGGAAACCAGUGUCUCCCCCUAAGUUACGUAAGCCAGUAAGAGUGUCGAGGGAAGUCAAGGAGCAGCCUGUAGUGGUCACACCAGAGGAACAUGAAAUCGAUCCAUUUGGAACAGACCUUGAAAAGCCAUUCCAUAGGAAAAUCGAAACAGCCGCAAAUGGAGCCGCCGUGACUUACUCGAUAACUCCUCAUCAUAUGGACCCCCUGAACCAGAUGACUGCAAGUAGACAGGUAGUGAGAGGAAUACUUGUGAACGAAUUGAAGAGAAUGGGAGGGUUGAAGUACACGGAGACAAUAAAGGUGAGAAUGUCGAAGGAGAUAGGUAACGGUAAGACAAAGAAGGACUCAAUCUACUUCAAGUCUAAAACUGGCACAGCAACUAACUUCGAGGACAUUGAAAGUACAGCUGCUCAAAACCAACUAACAAUUUUGUCUAGAAUUGAAACCUUUCAAAACUUAGAUUCAAAUUGGAUUAUACUCAAUAUUGAGAGCCAUUACGUAAACAUUGCAAUGUACAAACCUCUGAAGGGUAGUUCGUAUAUGAAACUUCCUGAAGACAUUAGUAAUUCAAAGUGCGGGCUCAUCAAUAUGAGGAACAACGAUAAUAUGUGUUUUCUGUGGAGUCAUGUGAGACAUUUAAAUCCUAAGACUAUAAAAGCAACUACCAUUACACGGAAGGAUAGGGCGUUCGUAGACAACCUAGAUUAUAGUGGUAUAGAGUUCCCUGUGAAGAUAAGUGACAUUGAUAAAAUUGAGAGGAAAAACAGUAUAAACAUAUCAGUGUUCGGUUAUAAGGGCAAAAAGCAGUUCUAUCUUAUAAGAAACUCCAAAGCUAAAUAUGAUGAGCAUAUGGAGCUUCUACUUCUAGGUGACGGUAACGGUAACGAUAACAACCACUAUGUGCUCAUAAGGGAUGUAAACAGAAUGCUCUUUAGCGUAAGUGGAUACACUCAUAAGAAACACUUCUGUUUACACUGUCUUCAUAGUUGUGUGAGUGAAAAGGCACUGGAAAAACAUAAGGAGACGUGUAUCGAGGUAAAUGGAACUGAGUCUGUAAAGCUCCCCAAGGAAGGUACUAAAAUAAAGUUCAAAAAUCAUAGGAACUCGAUGCCUGUACCGUUUGUAAUAUAUGCAGAUUUUGAGUCCAUACUGGUACCUGAGGAGAGAAAAGUGGAGUCGGAAGACCCUGAGGACAAAAGUAGUACAAACCUUUACCAGACACACAAGGCUUGCAGUUUUGGUUUAAAGACUGUCUGCCAUUAUGACGACAAGUACUCUGGUGAGUAUAAGAGUUACGUUGGUGAGGAUGCUGCAAUGGUAUUCCUGAAGACUGUGUUAAUUGAGUCAUUAAGAUGUAGAGAAAUGGUGAACAAAAUAUUCAAGAAAAAGAUGGUAAUUACACCUGAACAAGAAGCUGAAUUCUGGAAGGCAAGAAACUGUUCAAUAUGUGGUAACGACCUUGGUGAGGACAGAGUAAGAGACCAUGAUCACGUAACAGGACUGUACCGUGGAGCUGCUCAUAAUAUGUGCAACCUAAAGUACAGAAUUACAUGGAAAGUGCCUGUGGUCUUCCACAAUCUGAGAGGUUACGAUAGUCAUCUAAUUAUGCAGGAAAUUGGUAAGUUCAAGAUGAACAUUAACGUGAUCCCAAAUAAUAUGGAAAAAUAUAUUUCCUUCUCACUUGGUAAGAAUCUUGUCUUCAUAGACUCUAUACAGUUUAUGGCUUCUUCACUGGAGGCACUGGUGAGUAACCUUUCACCUGAGGACUUUAAAAUAGUAGGUGAGAGGUGGAAGGGUGAGGACUUCGAUUUAGUAACACAAAAAGGCGUCUUUCCAUAUGAAUUUCUGGAUGACAUUAGUAAACUCAAUACAGAGGGUCUUCCAAGUAGAAAUAAGUUUUACUCAUCACUGUAUGAGUCAGAGGUGAAGGAAGAAGAUUACCAAAGAGCUAGGAAAGUAUGGGAUCACUUUGGGAUGAAAACCAUGAGAGACUACCACGAUCUCUACCUGGAGACUGACGUUCUUCUGUUAGCUGAUGUAUUUGAAAACUUCAGGAGAACUUGUCUGGAAAAUUACAAACUUGACCCUGCACAUUACAUGUCAGCACCUAGUCUAAGUUGGGACGCUUUCCUAAAACAGUCAGGUGAGGAAAUAGAACUCGUAAGUGAUAUGGACAUGUUUCAAUUCUUUGAGAAGGGAAUGAGAGGUGGUAUAAGUCAUAUUGCUCACAGACACUCAACAGCCAAUAAUAAGUACAUGGAAACGUACGAUGAGUCGUCUGAAAACAAGUACCUUAUGUACCUCGACGCUAACAAUUUAUAUGGCUGGGCGAUGUCACAACCACUACCUAAUGGAGAGUUUGAGUGGGUUGAGGAAGUUGAUGGAAUGAAUCUAGAUGAUUACCUUGGAGACAAUGAAAGAGGGAUGGUUUUAGAGGUUGACCUGGAAUAUCCCAAAGAACUUCACGAUUUACAUAACGGUUAUCCUCUAGCACCAGAGAGUAAAGAAAUUGAUUCUUCUAUGUUGUCAAGUUAUGCGAAGAGUAUUGCUGAGAAAUUCCAGCUGACAAUUGGAGGAGUAAGAAAACUGGUAAACUCACUUGGUCCCAGGAAGAACUACGUCUUACAUGUACGUAAUCUGAAACUCUAUACAGACCUUGGAAUGAAACUCACAAAGGUUCACAGAGCAGUCACAUUCAAACAGUCUCCUUGGCUUAAAAACUACAUUGACUUUAACACGAAGAAACGGUCAGUUGCUCGUAACACGUUCGAAAAGAACUUCUUCAAGCUGAUGAAUAAUUCGAUUUACGGAAAGACUAUGGAAAAUUUAAGGAAACGAGUUGAUGUAAAAUUAGUGUCCUCAAAAGACGACCUCCUAAAACUGACAGCAUCACCGUGCUUCCAGUCACAUCGAAUCAUGAACGAGAACCUAAUAGUUGUAAAAAGAAUUAAGGAAGUUCUGACUCUAAACAAACCGUGUUAUGUGGGAAUGAGCAUCUUAGACGUAUCUAAGACUCUAAUGUAUGAUUUCCAUUACAACACCAUCAAGAAGGAGUACGGUAACAGGUCAAGGCUACUGUUCACAGAUACUGACAGCCUUAUGUACGAAAUAAAGACUGAUGAUGUCUACGAGGACUUCAGGAGGAUCGGUGAAGAGCAAGACUGCUGGGAUAAUUCUGAUUACCCAAAAAGUUCUCCGUACUACUCAACUCACAACAAGAAGGUCAUAGGUAAGUUUAAGGACGAAGCUGAAGGAGUACCCAUAAUUGAGUUUGUUGGGUUGAGGUCGAAGAUGUACUCAUACGUGAAGGAAAACGGUGGAGGUGGAAUGACCGCUAAGGGAGUCAAAAAGUAUGUCAUCAGAAAUAAGCUCACUCAUGAGAACUUCAAGAAUGUGAUUAAGACGAAAGGUAGGAUGAGACAUAAUAUGAACACAAUCAGGAGCAUCAAGCAUACAAUUGGGACUUAUGAAAUGAGGAAGGUCACUCUAAGUUGCUUUGAUGAUAAAAGGUAUAUCUUGGAGGAUGGAGUUACCAGUUAUGCUUACGGACACUACCUGACAAUGAAGGAAGCAGUCAAAUGUAAAGUUGAACCUGUAAAUGAACUUAUUAGAGUUGGAAGGCUACCCGGAGAAUUUACCCAAGAGGAAGCAGAUCACAUGAUAAUAGAAAGGGUAAAAAAUAAGUGUAGAAAAUUAUGCCCCCUUCGAAGAACCCUGGCGGAUCUUACACUAACUAGAAACAAUAGGGACAUAUUACCACGUGAAGCUGAAGAUUACAUAAAAACUCUAGUAAACGCGGCUAUGGCAUAUGGAAGGUAGUUGUUCAAGCGUUGAUUGAAAGGUUUUUAUAGAAGGUGUGUGUAUCCUCAAGAGUGAAACAAAAGAUGUUAAAAAGGCUUUAGAAUAGAGGAAUUGAAUGAGAUUGGUGGAGUUGAAAUUUGAAGAUGUGAGAGAAGUAAAUCGUUUUAGUUUAGUUGGAAAAUCUAGCGCUAGAAAAACCAAUGUGGUCUAGAAAAUAAAAUCAUGAUUAAAAAAUUCAGAUUGAGACGGUGGGAUUUCGGUUCACGGAAAAACCAUAGAAAGUCGAGGGUCGUCGACACGCUAGUUGCUAUACUACUAAGAGUGCUGUCUUAUUUGUGAUAAGUGUUUAGAUGAUGGUGUCGUCACCCAUAUUACCACAGGAAAGGUGAGAGACAUCCCAAACGAAUGUAUUGAACAAUUUUAUACGGAAGCUAAGAGAAUUAUUGACACACAUAUUUAUAAUGCUGAACAUUCUAGUUACCUUAUGAAUUAUGGCAAUGCUGAUAGUAGUGAUCAAGUGAAAAAGAUCAUGGAGGGGGUAUGCUUUAUUGAAAGCGAAAAAGACUUACUUCACAAUUAUGAUAUCUGGGAUGAAAACUGUUCAAAAGCUUUAUUUGAACUAAUUACAAAACUUGCACCAAAUAUUUGA